ACUCUCGAUAUCUAAAACCAACUCUAGGGUUUAGUUGUAGAUCGUUCUUCAUUAAAUUUGAUUUUCCCCUAGAAAACUGUUUCAGCUUCUCAAACAGAAACCCUAAUCCUUAAAAGUUAUGUUUUAUCGACCAGAGCACAGUUAAGUUCAAUGAUGCGCUCAAUUCAGAAUUUUCACGAAUAAUUAGAUAAUCUCCCGAUUUUUUCUUCAUCAGUUAUAAAUCACUGAGGCAAAUAGAUUUCAUAGCAAGUGAUGGAUGCUGGGAAGCAUUUUAAGACGAAGAUUUGUGUGUUAUUUCAAAGAGGACAUUGUUCGCGUCAGAAUUGUUCAUUCGCACAUGGAAAUGAAGAACUUAGGCGAUUUUCUUCUGGGUCUUUUAAUGGGUUUUCUCAGUUGUGUGACCUCAAAUACGGGCAUAAUCAAAUAUCAUUACUUAUAUCGAAGGUGUUAAUUCUAUGGUUUCCUUUGGAACUGACAAGAAGCAUUAUUUCUAUUCAUUAUAAAGUUUCUCAUAUUGCUCCUUGUAAUGGUGAGCAAGAAUAUAGAGGCAACGACUUGAGGGAUAGGCUUGGUAGAAGGCAUUCACCUCAAAGACGAUUUUCCCCUGUGAGAGAUUCAAGAGACCAAAAUGCAUUCCAUGGUCAGAAGCAACAUCACUUUAAUAGAGGAUGCAGUCCUCCAAGAUCUCCAGGAAAAAAAAGCAGGUGGAAUCAACAUUUGGCUGGGCAAACUCAUGCCACUGGAAAUUUUAAGGAGAGAAGACCCCAUGGUGGAGAUGAUGUUGAUCUGCAGGUCAAACACAUGCAAUUGGCUAUUGGCAGGCUUGAUGAUCACAAAAGCCAACUAGAGAGCCACAUGGAAGAGAGGAUCCUACAGUCUGAAAACCUUGCUACUAGAAUUGAGGAGCUUGAAGCCCACCUGAUCAAGGAACAAGAAGAUUGUAAAAGGAUAACUUCAAAAGUUAAGAAAUUUAUUAAAGCACACGUCCGGCAUUCAAGGGCGCAAGAAGAACUGGAGAAGUCGCAAGCUUGGCUUCAGAAGUUGGGAGAUCAGUUAGCUUCUGAUGCUUCGAGACCCAGUGCAAACAAAGAGGGUUUAAGUCUUCAAAUUUGUAGGGAUGGAGAAUUUAACCAGGAUGACGCUCUGAGCCCAAGAAAAGAGUUGCAAAAUCAUGCGUCUCCAUUCAAGAAAAGGUUGCAAAGUAGUAUUGGGGUUAGUAAAGCAAAACAAGCAAAUAUGAAGAAGUCUCUUGCGGGACCAAAUAGAUUAGAGAAGUUCAGUCAGCGGGACAGAAUCUCAGAGUCGGAACACAAUCCUAAAGAAGGUGAUUCAGUGAAUAAUAAUAGUGUGGGAAGCAAACGCCACAGAUCUCUAGGGAUGGAGAACAAGAGUAAGCGAAGAAAGAAUGAUCCUUCCAGUAUUGCAUCCCUUGAAAAGGCCAAGGGCGUGGACUCAGGACAUAUGUUGCCCUCAACCAGUAUGGCUGCUCAUGCAGUUGAUGAAUUCACCGAUACCAUUGAUAUGGAUGAGAAAAUUGAGGAAGUGGACGCUACUACAAAUGGUGUUGAUAAGGCAUUAGAGAAGGCUUACUCUCCACUUCCUCCACCCCCACCGCCUCCUCCCCGUCAAGAUGUUUACAUCCAUUAUGAGACCGAAGAGGAUGAAAUUGAUGCAGGCGAAUCGGACGGCAACCCGCGGGACCGAGAUAUCCAUAGUGAAGAGAAGUUGGAUUUGGAUACCGAUUAGGUGUACUACAAUAUAAAUUAGUCUUCUGAUAUGUAAAGUUCAAUCUUUUUUGUUGCGAUGACAGUUGUCUUGGGUGCAAUUUUAAACUUUGGUUGAGAAAAUUAAAAGAAUGCCGUUUCAGGUCUUCAUUAAUU
This is a messenger RNA of Papaver somniferum (opium poppy), 1880 nucleotides long. RefSeq names its product zinc finger CCCH domain-containing protein 13-like. NCBI's taxonomy places the organism in Eukaryota, Viridiplantae, Streptophyta, Magnoliopsida, Ranunculales, Papaveraceae. The coding region runs from base 253 to 1746 and encodes 497 amino acids. The record is from RefSeq and is a predicted model, not a curated record. Gene Ontology annotation, molecular function: metal ion binding. The transcript has 12 exons.